CUCAUCGCAAGCAAACAAGAGAACGAAGCUAACAACAGCAUGCGACAAUUGCAGAAAGAGAAAGAUCAAGUGUGAUGGCGUUAAUCCUCAUCGUUGUAAUAACUGUAGCAAAAGAAAAGGGACUGUAUGCACUUACAAUGGUACACACAUUACUAGAAUGUAUGAGGUGAGCUAUGUUGAAAAUAUGAAGGAAGAACUGUCCCGCUGCCAGGCUUUAUUAGACGAGAGUGCUUCAACAUCAAAGGAUAGUCUGGAAAGGAAGAACAAUACUGAUAUAAUACCUUCAAGCGACUACGAAGACAUUUCUGAUGAGCAUUUGGUUGAUAAUUUAGAUGGACUUUAUACACACACACACGAAGAAAGAGCUAAUAUAAAAUUCUUCGGAAACUCUCCAUUUAGAGGGUUAUUUGCUAGAAUUGAAGCCUAUACAGGCUUGAAAACUCUAGAUUUUAUCAACGGAAAGCGUCCACAGUAUUGGCUUGACGAUUGGUCCCGAGCAAUUUCUCCACAUUCAUAUUUUACCAGUUUACCUUACACAAACGAAGACUUUGGCGAUGAAGCCCUUUUGGAACAAUUAAUAACUUUAUAUUUUGAGAAGGUUAACGUCAGUAUGCCUUUACUUAACGAAUCACACUUUCGCAAGCAAAUCCCGAAUAAACUUAACAGAUCAUUCGGAACGAUUUUGAUGCUAGUUGCAGCUCUUGGAGCACUUUACUUAGAUGACAAUCGAUUAUCAAUCCCAGGAAGAGAAAAUUUAAAGUUCCUUCAAGGUUAUUAUUACUACAAUAUAGCGGUAGAGAAGAUGCCAAAUUAUAUGAAAGCUUCUGCUGAAUUGGAAGAUAUUCAGGCUCUAAUUCUGCUACAAAUGUACGUUCAACGAGGUGUACACACGAAAAGCUCUUCCAUGAUUAAUGGCCUGACCAUUCUACUCUCACAGAAUAUUGGUUUACAUUCUAAGCUUAUGAACGAGAAUCACGAUGAUAUAAUAGAGAAGGAAGCCCGAAAACGUGCUUGGUGGAUUCUUUAUAUUAUGGACCGAUCUAAUACGGCAUGUUUUGGCCGAAAUUUACUCAUUAAGGAUGAUGAAAUGCACUUGGAUCAUCUCCAGGUCACCGCAGAAGACCCUUCGAAUAACACAGAUAGCAUUAAGUACAUCAAUGAUAUAAUAAAGAUAUGCGAAAUACAUGGUCAAAUUACCCACAAAUUGUACAAAUUCAGUGAAAGCAACCCAGGAGAAGAUGCCAUUCUUGAAAUGAAAGAUAUCGCUAUGUUAAACACCAAGAUAAAUGAUUGGAUUAACGAUGUCUCCAUUACUGAAGAGGACAUAAAGAAUGAUACGACAUAUCAAUUACGUGCCAAUAUCAAAUUAGCUUUCUACAAUGCGCAGUUGAUUCUCUAUCGACCCUUCAUGCCAUGUCCCACACUGAAACGAAUCUCCAAUUUUCAAACAGCCAGUUUAGCGAUAUGUUCUAAUGCGUCGAGAUCGAUCAUCAGUAUUUAUAGUGAUCUCGUACUAAACAGGAAAGUUGAUCGCAUCUGGGCCGACUGCCUUAUCUCUUGGUGCCCUUUCUGGGCCACUUUAAUCAUGAUACUGAGCUUCUGCGAGAGCAAAAGAAUUGGCAAUAUAAGAUAUCAAGAUCUGGAUUACAUCAAAACGGGAAUAUUAACACUAAGGAGUGUUGAGAGUGAGAAUGUUCUGUACGGACGAGCUGUAGACAUUUUGUUGUCCAUUGUGAAAACUCUUUUACCACCAGGCGACGCUUUCAUUGAAGACCAACAACUAAUAUCUCUCGACACAGAGUUCUACAGUACUGUGGCCGCCCACACUUUACAACCACCACAAGAUAAUGUAAACGUCGUUGAGCAAGAUAAUAUUUUCUUUAGAGACAUGCUUGACUAUCUCAGGUCCGACUCAUCGAAUAGUGUUCACGGCAGUUAUAAUCUGCUUAUAAGUCCUGAACAUGAGAAUGAUCUGAAUAUGAUGAUAAACUCAAUACUGGAUGGUGAUGCAGAUGCAGUAUAGAAAAUGGUGCAGUGACAAUUGUUGUUUAUGCAUAUGGAUUUUACAUCCAUCGGAAUUCGGGAUUUUGGGUAUUUUUGUGAUCUGAGAUGAGAGCAGAUAUGAACAUGGAUACGUUACUAUAUAGAAAUACUAAAUACUAUCAAAAGAUCGUUACAACCGCCAAUUUCACGAAUUUUGGCACGUUUAGGUGGUUAGAGUUAUAUGGGAAUCUUUGACGCUGGGAAAACGACAUCGAAAGUACGAUGUGUUAAUUGAGGCACGAGUGACAAACUUUCGC
Wallemia mellicola CBS 633.66 is the source of this 2300-nucleotide messenger RNA. RefSeq lists its product as hypothetical. Gene Ontology annotation, molecular function: zinc ion binding; DNA binding. Gene Ontology annotation, biological process: DNA-templated transcription. The transcript is spliced from 6 exons. The record is from RefSeq and is a predicted model, not a curated record. NCBI's taxonomy places the organism in Eukaryota, Fungi, Basidiomycota, Wallemiomycetes, Wallemiales, Wallemiaceae. Bases 158 to 2023 code for a protein of 621 amino acids.